Molecule: messenger RNA, 2164 nt
Organism: Anoplophora glabripennis (Asian longhorned beetle)
Lineage: Eukaryota; Metazoa; Arthropoda; Insecta; Coleoptera; Cerambycidae
Source: RefSeq, a predicted model, not a curated record
GAAUACAGUUCAUAUCAAUAAAACAUACUAGAGUACUUAUUAAAUUUAAACAUAAUAGGAAAUAUAAUAAACGAUCAGUUUUAUUAGAACACAUUUCUCCUGUUGUAUUUCCAGCUGAUAGUGCUUUAUUUGUUGCCGUUUUAGGCUUAACCAUUUUUGAAUAACAUAUUUCUUUAAUUAGUUUCGCAUAUGCACAAUUUUUGCUAUAUGUCAAAUGGUCUUUAAUUGCUACAUCCCCUACUUUCCAUUUAUAAAUUUCCAGAUUACACCAAAAACAUCGCACAAUAUCACUCUCGCCUGUGUAAUAGAAACCAGCCAAAGCGAGUUCUGCAGGAUCUACAUUACCAGUGAAUUCUUCGAACGACAAUAAACGUUCGUCAAAAGUAUUGUAUGAAUGAUAACAAUAUAUACCAUUCAAGUCUUCAAUACACAUUUUAUUGUGACUUAGAUGCGAUUCAAUUUAAUAUUGCUUUUUUACUGAUGGUAGUAGCAACUUACGGUAUAUAUAUAUACAGUUUUGAAAAGGGGGGAGGUAAACAUAUACAAAUUUAACAUAUAUAAAUAUAUUUAUAAAUUAAAUACAAAUUGACUAACUUAUACAACUUGAAGAAAUCUUUAAUUUAUUUCUUAAAAUUUGUUGUUCUUCCUUGAGGCACCAGCAAAUUCUAAAGUGUAAUUCUUCGUUAAUAUAUGUAUAACCAGUGUCUUCACACAGAAAUGUUACUUUAUCCAUACACAUACUACAAAUAUUAUUCCAAUAAUAUUUCCCUGUGUCAUCACAAACUAAACAUCUUUGCUUCAUACAGAUAUUUGUACUGAGGCAUUUACUACAUACAUUUCGGCAAAUUCCAAAAUUAGUAUUCUUUAAAACUUCACCACACUUUACACAAACCUCACCAUUAAAAAAUCGUUUCUGGGGUUUCUGAAUUUCCACGGGAUUCAGUUUUCUACAUCCACCACAUAGGCCGGAAAAGCAACUAAAAUCAUUUAUAAACCAUGCCCUCCAGCAAUUAUGACAAACUCUGGCGUCAUCUCUUCUAAAUGGGAAAGCCACAACUUUUAUUUUUUUAUCCCAAGCUUUUGGAAACGGCAUUGUAAACACUAAAGCAAAGCAUAUAUAUCUUACUACUUAUAUAGGUUUACCGCUGUUAUGUCAUCCACUGAUGAAGGAGUUGAACAACUGCAUAAUCCGAUGAGGUUUAGAAUAGCCAGUUACCGUUUCUCAAGUAAACACCACCACAUCGAUCCUUCAGAAUUUUUCACAGAAAUUUAUCCUAAAGUACUUUCCGUCGCUUCAAAAUACCUUUCAAAAUGGUGCGCUUUGAAAGUAAAUUUCGAAUUGUUUGCUGCAUAUAUAAUACCUGGCAAAGACAUGUUCGAUCUCAAAUCUUUUAAUACUGAAAAUCAAAUUAUAACAAUUUCAUCUGAUUUAUCUAAAUUAUAUGAAGAAUUAAUUAAAAUAAUAAUAAAAAAAAUGUCUGAAUUCCAAGAGCGUGAUUCAGGAUGGUCUUUGCAACAAAUUAUGUUCUUAGAAGUCAACAUCAACAAAUACAAUCCACUAAGAGCUUCUUCAUAUAUUAAACUGCCAAAGGAAAUUGAACGUAAAAGAGCUGUUAUAAAUAUUCACAAUCAAGACAACAAGUGCUUCGCUUGGGCGGUGAAUGCUGCAUUAUUUCCUGCAUCUGUACAUCCAGAAAGAAUUUCAUCCUAUCCACAUUUUUCUACAGCACUGAAUUUUGAUGGUUUGGAAUUCCCCUUGAAGCUGAAAGAUAUUCCAGUGUUUGAAAAACUAAAUAAUGUGUCCGUUAAUGUGUUUGGUAUUAAUAGUUUAUUUAAAAAUGGUAAGACUGUUUAUGAAAUUGUAGGACCGUAUUAUUUCACUAAAUCUCGUAGAAACAUUCAUAUAAAUUUACUACUGGUAACUGAUGAUAGCGGAAAUAGUCAUUAUUGUUACAUUAAAAAUUUAGCUAGGUUAGUGUCUGCACAAAAAUCGUGCCACAAUGGUAGACCGUACAUAUGUGAUGGCUGCCUACAAUUCUUUAGAACUUCUGAACAUCUGGAAUCACAUCAGACUCACGACUGUAAUUUUCUUUGUACAAAAUUACCAACCACUGAUAUUAAAGUUAACAAAUUCGGUUUGGUAUUCAGAAAGGAAGGAUUAUAA